Messenger RNA from Cryptotermes secundus, 7086 nucleotides. RefSeq names its product serine/arginine repetitive matrix protein 2. Bases 41 to 3808 code for a protein of 1255 amino acids. The transcript is spliced from 11 exons. The record is from RefSeq and is a predicted model, not a curated record. NCBI's taxonomy places the organism in Eukaryota, Metazoa, Arthropoda, Insecta, Blattodea, Kalotermitidae.
GUCGUCACAGUUGUGAGCGUUGUGAGGAGUGAAGAAGAAAAUGGCGUUACGUAAGAAACCUGAUGAUGAUGAAGAUGACUUAGAGGCUCUUCGUCUGGCAGCCUUACAGACUCUAAGAAGUAAUAAGCAAGUAGCAGAUAGUUCAAGCAGUCUCAGCAGCAAAUUGCACCAACCACAACACAGUGCUGUUCCUGGUCUUGGGAGGGGAUUUAGUGGUGGUAUAACGUGCACCCAACCAGGAAGAAAACCAAUUUUCCGGAGACACCGAUUCAACUCAAAUCUGAUUGCAAUUGUCCCUGUGAGUAACGAACCUUCUCCAGGAAAUGGUAAUUCCAUCAGUCAUGCUGUAGGAAAAGGGAGAACUGAAAUUGUGGAUACCAGCACCGGCCCUAAGCUAGGGUUGCCACAACAUCGGUACUGUAAACCAGCAAAUGACCAGGAGAAUAAAUUAGCUGGACCAGCAGUGUCUACCAAAUUCAGCAGAUACGACGACACAAACUCAGAUUCUUCAGCAGAUGAAAGUGAAGAUGAAAAUGAAGGCAGUGAUAAAGUAUCGAUUGGCUCAGGAGCAGCCGCAGAGUUGGACAAUGACCCAGAUGUAUUGAUAAUGGCUGCCGAUGAUGAAGAAGACAGUUUGGAAAAGCUGAUGAAUGAACUGGAACAGGCAAUGAACAAGAGUGACUCAAGUGUACCUGUAAAUACUAAUAUUAAAUCAAGUUCAGACUUGCAGAAGUACAAGAAAACUUCAUCAUCCAAAUCAAAACAUAAUAUCUCUGAUACUUCAGAAAGUCAGAAGUGUCAGGGAGGUGUUUCUACCUCAGAAGCAGAACCUGUUUUGUCAAACUCUGGCAACCAGAAGACAAAAGAAUUCUUACACAGCAGUUCUUCAGAAUAUACAAAGGAUAUAACAGCUCAUGUGCCAGAUGUGUCUUCUUCAUGUAGUUCAAAUCACAACAAAGACAGUAUUUUCAGUGAAGGAGACAAGAAUGCUAAGUCUAGUGGCAUGUGUUUAUCCCAUCCACAGAAGCAGUUAUCCCCCAUUUUCAGGAAAAUGGCAAGAUCAAGAUCGAGAUCAAGGUCAAUAUCAAGAUCGCCCCACAAUUGCAGUAAAUCAUUUCCCAAGAGUUGGCGGUCUGGAUCUCAGUCUCCAAGGAGCAGGUUUAGUUACUCCCCAUUGAGGAACCGAAUUCCAAGGUCUCCCAGAAGUCAAAUGUCCAGGUCACCAGUUUAUAUGGAAAGAACAAGGUCAAGGUCUCCACUGAAGUCAACAAGAUCUCCCAGAAAAAGAUACUCAAGAUCUCCACCGUGGCAUCAGUCUAGUAGUAACCAUGCUUCUAGAUUCUCACCUCAUAGUUAUUCUCCCCAACCCCGAAGAUUUAUAUCACCAAGACAGUCUCCAUCUCGAUUAAAUCGUAUUUCACCACGCAGAUCACCUGACUCAAGUCGGUGGGCCUUGCCAUGCAGAUCCCUGUCACCACAGUUGAGGCAAUCAUCUUUCUCGCCUUCCCCAAAACGUUUUGUAUCACCCAGAGACAGGAGAAUUUCAGUCUCACCUCGCAGGCCUGUUUCACCUCUAAGAAGAAGGCUCUCUCCUUCACCAUCGCGAAGAAACCCCUCACCACCACGAAGAUAUUCUCCACCUCGAAGGAAUCCUUCUCCACCAAGACGACGUUAUUCUUGCUCAUUAUCUCGAAGUCCUGAAAGAUUUGUGUCUAGGAGUAGAUCACCUGCAGGGAACAGACUAUUGCAUCAUAGGUCGCCUGUCACCCCCAAACGACGGAUGUCACGAUCACCCUCUCUGCGAAGACGUGUUUCUCAUUCCCCUUUCAGUAGGCUUCCAGCCAGACAUUCCCCACCUGGUCGAAAAUUAUCACCUUGGUCACCACCUAGACAACCUCUCAACCAGAAGACUUCUCCUGCUGCUCGGAGAUACUCAUUUUCACCCACUGGCAAACAGCGGUCACCAUCUCCAUAUGGGAGACAGAAGAGGCAGUUGAAUUCCCCAAAUAGAAGACCACCCCUUAGCAGGCUACCUCCCAGAAAUCAGCGAUCCCCUGUAAGAGACUUGCGUUUACCAUUACAAGAAUCAAGAGUGAAUAACAUUCGACCCAGAUCACGCUCUCCGCUGUUGCCACCACGCACAUGCCCUGGCCCUAAUAUUCAUCGUGAUUGCAGUCCCGUACAUUCCCGGUCUCCACUUUGUAAGAGUCACAGUCAGUCGUCGAGUAUUAGCCUUAGUCCAUCUCCAGAACGAGGAACAGUAAACAAUAUUCAUCGUUACAAAUCCCCAUUACGAUUUCGUGUAGCAGACUACAGGAACCCUACUGUUCCAGUUCUUCACAGUUCCAAGGAAGUAAGUAGUGGUAGACAGCGAAAUCUUCCAUCUCCUCCAGGACCUGGGAAGAAGCCAUUGAAACCCCAGUUAGAUAAGCAGAAGGAACAAAGAAAUAGAGUUCAGAAGAGGAACAGGAGCAAGGAAGAUAGAAAGUAUUCAAACAGAAAAUCAAAGGAACAGUUACAAAAUGUAGCAGAGGAAGGAAAUGCAGCACAGUGCCCAAAGAGCAUUGCGAAAUCACAUGAUGGUGUAGUUAGUGGCUCCAAUUUGGCACUUAUGGAAGCUAGAAAGCGAAAGUUUGAAUCAACAGGACCAGUGAAGCCAGAUGGUAAAAGAAUACGCUUAAAGGAACCACACCCUCAGCAACAGAUGCGAGUGCAGGAGGAACAUGAGAAGGACCCAACUCAGCAGACUGUAAGCAAACAUAUGUUAGAAGAGAAAGACAAGGAGGAAGUAGCAGUAUUGACAACAUUAGAUGAUUCUGCAGUGAUAGAAGUCGGAGAAGAUUUUGAUGAGCCUUAUCUAGAGCUCCAGAGUGCAGAUACCUGGUCAACUGAUGAAAGUGACUCAGACAAUGAAGCACGAUUCAAAUCGAGUACACACAUUCAAGCAGCUGGAAGUGAAAAGAUUGGAGUGUUACCAUUUACCAGUCUGCAUGGUCAGAUUAAGACAGUUGUACGUAAGGAAGAGACAUCGUUGACAAAGCAUAAAAAGUCUUCGUUCUCUAGUAGAAAACAUGAUUCAGACAAAAUAAAUGCUGAGUCUAAACAAAGGAAAGGUUUAGAAGAUGUGAAAUCCCAGGUUAGUGAUUCACAACAGGAGAUAAAGCAAAGCGCAGGAAAGCAGCAGGAGUCAGAGAAGAAUCCACAAAGUGGGGCUCAUUUUGAGGGUAAAGCCAAAAAUAUCAGUGCUGUAUCUCCUGGAGCAGAUUCAAAAUUAAAGCAUUCUGACGGUGAAGGAAGUAAUGGAGCUGUAGAAGCGGUGGCAGCAAGAAAUAGGGAAGGAGACCUCCGUGCAGAGCUCAGCAGGAGGAGGGCUGAGAGGCUCACAAAGGCUGGAUCUCUUCAUGAAACUCUUCCAACAAGACUUCUCCAGUCAGCCUUUGAAGGAGUUGUUGGAAAGAAAGGUGUUAAACGCUCUGGAAAAGAAGAGAAGAUGGUUGGUGACAAGAGAAAAGAAUCUAAGAAAGAAAAAAAUGAUGUGCGACGUGUCCUUGUAUUGAAAAGACCAGCUGUUACAGAAAGGAGCAUUUCCUCAAUUAGUGUUACAAUUCCUAAAGAAUUCAAACACGAAGUGAACACAGAAUCUCUACCUGCAAAGCUUCCUGUUAGAAUGCGAUUGGGCCUACCAGCAGCAAGGUCCGCAGCACAUGACCAUCAAAUUCCAAGGAAGAGAAAUCGAAAGGUGGAGCUGAAACGUAAUGUGAUGCUAGGCCCUAGGCCUGAUGAAAAGGUAUUCAGUAGUGGACAGUGAAGAGAUUUAUAUUUUUAAUUGCCAUUAUACUGAUGAGAUAUGUUGGUAUUCCUUGUACAGAUGUACUUUUAUUAUGGUUGUGUAUUAGUAACUGCGAAGUUCAGAAAUAGCCAUAAAGCAUGUUAAGUUGCCAGGCAUAUAUAAAUUAAGCAAUAUCAAUUUCAGGCUAAAGUAAUGGAGCAUUAUCAGAAAAUCAUAAGAUUGAACAUUUUAUUUGGUGUAAUUUUUAUCAGUUGAUGGCCUGCUACUAAUUUUGAGCAAGGUCAUAGAAUUUGUUGUGAAGUCAACUUGGGUAAUAGAGAUUCAUACUGUUCUGAAAAGUAGUGGAAAGAUUCAUGAGAUUAACCUUCUAAUGUAGCACUCCAAAUAAGCCUCUAUACAGAAGGAAAACUACAAAGAACCUCUGGACAUAGUAACCUGGCCAGAAUUUUAACCAGUAGCUGAGUGUAAGUUCAGAGUGUGAGGGUGCAUCAUAUAAAGCUUGUGCACAAAAAAUUUAACGUCAGAAUAUAAAAUGUUUGGUGUGCAGAAAAGAUGAUGAAAUUGACUCAGUUUUAAACUAAAUUUAUUAGACCCAUUCCCCAGUCCCUGAUGUCAGUUUCCAUGAUACUCAAAUUAUCUCUCUAGUGACAUUCUGGCAUAUCUUACCUCUUGAGCUAAUCUGGAGAAGUAAUGAAAGUUCUGUUGUAUUCAGUUCACACUUCAAAUUUAUGGAAACACAGAAGUUGUGUAAAUUAUAAUUAGAUGUUUUCUUAAUAUAAUGGUCCACCAAAUGUAAAUUAAUAUUUAUUGUAAUCUAAAGGAAUUUGAGAUUUGAGGUCCUCAAGGUGGUGAAUAUGAAGAUACUCUCUUCUGGGAUGUGAUGGCAUGUGGCCUGAUAGAAAGGUACCAUUGCCUCCAUCAUCAUGGUAGAAAUUUCUGUGUGUGCAUAAAUUUAUGGUCACUAGAUGAAGAGGGUAAUUUGUCUGUUUUUGAGAUGGGGUGAAAUUUUGGAUGAAUUUCCUAUUUUAGAGGCUGCCUUAUUAAACAUUUUGACUUCACUGCAUUAAGUUAUUCUGAUGAAAGCUGGAACUUUAACAUAUGGUUACCAUUAUUUUAUAGGUAAGUUUAGUAAUUUCUGGAUUAAAUAUGGUUUUAGUGUAUAUUACUGGGAGAUAACAGAGCAAAUUAACAAGAAGGCAGUAUUGAAUUACAUUUGAAACUUACAUUGUAAUAAAUUCAGUUUAGCUCUUCAGAAUUGAUACAGCAUCCUGCAUUGCUUUCAGUUCUCAUAAUGAUCUUGUUCAGAACAAGGGCCUAAACUUUUAUUACACACUCAUGAGUUUAACACUCAAGUAUUUGUGUUAUACUUGCCAGACCAGGUGAAAAAACUUCCUGCUCAUAUAAAGUCUUGAGAGAGCACUAAUUUUAUAGACACAAUUUUCUUAUAGGUUUUACACUCUUGUACACCUUUUAUUUAUUUAUUCGAACCAUUGACUGUACCUGCUGUUUUAAUUUGUGAUAUACAGUAAACUUGCAGAAACAGGAACCACGCAGGACAAGAUUUUUAUUCUGUUGCAGACAGGUUCUGUUUUAUGCUGGUACUUGAAAUAAGAAUGUCAAAAUAUAGACAUUGUUUAUUGUUUCAAACAGUACAGUCAGAUUUUCUUCAUGUAUGUUGUUGACCGAGAGACUUGAUUUUCAGUUAGAAUUCUAGCUCUGCAGAUUGUAUAAGAAAUGUAGGAGUUGAGAUUGUCACAGCAGUAUUUAUGAAGUGUUCAAGGAUUGAGAGUCAACUGAUGUUUUGAAGGAACUUAUCGCCUCCAUGCUCAGGGUCAAAGAGUAGGCUGAGCAAGAAAACAGCUUGAAAACAGGUGGCUGUCAAAAAUGGAGGUUAUCUGUUUCUCCAAAUUGUUGGUUAACUUUCGGCAGACCACAUUGCUUUAUAUCCCAGAAGGUAAGUAUUCUUUGUAUGAAAAAAUUCAGAAUUUUUGCAAUGUAGCAAAAAUUCCUAAAGCUCUCUGAUGGCAUGUAAAGCAUCAUGGUAUGACCUAAGUUUUGCACUCAAGUUCUUGGGAAUUACAUCAUCCUCUUCCUUGCUGUUCUGGUGACUGUUAUUGAAGUUCUUGAUUUCCGUCACAUCAGCUUCUGUUUCGAUCUCAGUAUUGAAGUUAAGGCAAUCCUCUACUGUAACAUUUUUGUACCUAGCCUGAUUGAGAGAUUCCUGAAGUUUUUUUAGUAUUCCUGUAGUCUAUUUUAUCAUAAGUCAACUUUGUUGAAAGUCCUGCUUUCUGAAAAUCUGUUCAUGGAGACACUUUGCUGCCUCAGCUAUUCAGAUUACAGCAUCAAGGACUAAGGUGGACUUGGCAUUUUGGGUAGCAGAAGAUGCUUCUUCCAUGUUGGCUAGCAGGAUCUCAUGAGGAGCUUGUGGUAGUUCAGCUUUAUACACUUUAUAAUUGCUUGGUCCAAGAGUUUAAAUACAUGUGUGGCAGUUGGAAAGCCAUGCAAGCUGUACAUUUGAGAACAUUACGUUUUUUUGGUGGUCUUUGCAUUAAAUUCUCUCAGCCAUUCCUUCAUGAUGUUACCCAAGCUCUCUUGAUAGAUUUGCAGUCAACAGGGAGGUUUUUUGUGUCAGUGUUCAUAAAACAUCGUGGUUUAAUGGCUUUCCCUGUAACCAAAAGUUUCUCCGGCCAUAAAACCACAGAAGGCAACUGUCAGACUUUUUUUUUUUUUCAGAGUUUUCCAGAAGAAUAUUUUCACCUUUCAAAGACAUAGUUUUUCUUGGUUAUGCACAAACAAAUAGUCCUGUUUCAUGAUAAUUGGCAGUAUCCUUCAGUUUGUAUGCAUCUAUAACUAAAGGCAUUUUGACAGCAUGGUUUGCUAAGGUUUUCUUACCAGGUUCAGUGCAGACUUCAUUAAACAAUAUGAUGGCUGCUUUCUGAAAUUUUGUAACCAUUCGUUAGAUGCCUUGAAGUCACUUCUACCCAGUUUGUGUAUCAUUGAUCCUUGUAUUCGAAAGUUUCUAGCUCUUGCACUUACAGACCAUUCCCACACAAUUUCAUUAUGUCUUUUUUUCCAGUUUUUCUUAGUUUUCAUUUUAUUGAACCAAUGCUACAACUUUGCCACUGAUAUCUUGUAUAUAACUUGGCUUCUAAUAUGCUGUACACUUGAGUUUUCCCAACAUUUAAACUUUGUCAUGAUUUCCUUCACUGAUAAACUUGACUUUUUCACUCUGUCUACAUUUGAAUGAAUGAAUGUAUAAGGGGUGGGCCUUCUCAGCCCUUUCACCAUGACCACAG